CUCCGCAGCGGCCUGAGAUGAGGCGGGGCUUUGGACCCUUGGCCCUUACACUCUUCCUUUUCUUCUUUGCGCUGCUGACUCUGCCAGGCGAUGGCAACCAGGGCAGUGUCGCUGGAAGUUGCUACUGUGAUCGUACAAUUCCUUCUGGCACCCAGAUACCGCCUACUUCUUUGAUUCAUAUGCGAAAAUAUCUGAAAAUGUUCCAUCACUGUCAGUUCUUUAUCAGGUUCCAGUUGCAGUCCAAGAGCGUGUGUGGAAGAAGCCAAGACCAGUGGGUCCGUGAACUAGUGAACUGCUUUGAGCACAAACAAUGUGGAAUCGGUCAUGGGCAGAGUUUUCACCACCAAAAACAUGUGCCUCAAGCCAGUACCCGGAUCCCUGAGGCCACAGAAGGGAAACCUCCAGACACAAGCACGGCUGUACAGUUUCAGAGCACCCGGCAGUCCACCUUUCCAUCUGGAGCACCAUCCUUGAACGAAGAGCUCACCCGCCACUGGGAAACAACCAUUCUCCCUUCAGGCUAUGGUCUGGAGGGUAGGCCUAAGGCUGAGGCAAAUGAGAAACAGCACAAACAGCAAAAAGAACCAGGAGCUGGUGCUGGCACACAAGCCUUGGUGCCGGUGCUGUCCCUCCUGGCCAUCGUCUUCUUCCUCGUGGCAGCCAUGGUCUGUGUGCUGUGCAACAGGAGAGUGACUCGGCAGAGCUCUUCAGGUUUGCAGCUCUGUUAUACACCUGUUGAAUCAAGACCCCAGGGCCUGUAGCAAGAAUGGAGGCUCGUAAGAGAUGACUUGGGAGAGGUGGCAGACAGAGUGGCAGGCUAGGCUCCAUCAACGAACUGAAUCUGAGCUUAUUCUUUCUGGUGAUGUUUUGAAUCAAAGUAGCCAUUAUAUAGUCUAGGACAGCUUUGAACUACAGAGCCUGUGCCCCGACCUCCUAGAUUCUGGGAUUAUAGAUAUAUCCUACUGCAUCUGCCCUCGUUUACUUUCAUAAAUAAGGUAUAAAUUUUCAGGUUUUUGUUUUGUUUAGCAAAGAUCUUAUUUAGCCCAAGCCAACCUCAAAUUCCCUAUGUAUCUCUAGGUCCUCUGCCUCCUUACACACUCACUAAACGCUUUUCUUUUUGGUUUGUUUGAGACAGGGUUUCACUAUUCAGCCUUGACAGUCCUAGAACUCAGAAAGGUCUGCCUUUCUGCAGUGUUGGGAUUAAAGGACUGCCCUUGGGAAACCCUCUUUACAACUAAUAACAUCUGCAUAGCCCCUCUGCCCUAGCCUUUCCCCUGCCUCUAAUAAAAUGUAAUACUCUCAAGUAUGUGGUCCGAAAGUACAGUCAGAGGUGGAGCGUAAAGUUCGAGGUUCAACCUGCCCAUUAACAGAUUAAUUUUAAAAAGUGUCUGCUUUUUACAUUAUUACAAUAAACUGAACAAAUUCUAUGUUUUUAACUGUAA
This is a messenger RNA of Rattus rattus (black rat), 1442 nucleotides long. RefSeq names its product C-X-C motif chemokine ligand 16 (gene Cxcl16). Gene Ontology annotation, molecular function: low-density lipoprotein particle receptor activity; chemokine activity; scavenger receptor activity. The coding region runs from base 18 to 761 and encodes 247 amino acids. Lineage: Eukaryota; Metazoa; Chordata; Mammalia; Rodentia; Muridae. Gene Ontology annotation, biological process: receptor-mediated endocytosis; response to tumor necrosis factor; response to type II interferon. The transcript is spliced from 5 exons. The record is from RefSeq and is a predicted model, not a curated record.